AUGUCAACGGCGUUGGAGGUAACGGGCUGUUUGAUGGCGAUUGCCAGCUGGUUGAUCACUGGGGCCUCUUUAGCCAACGAUUAUUGGAAGGUGUCCUCUUAUUCUGGCGGCAUCAUCAUCUCCAACCGUCAGUAUGAGAACCUGUGGCACUCUUGUGCUGAGGACAGUGCUGGUGUUGCCGAGUGCCGGGACUUUGAGUCAAUGUUGGCUUUGCCAGGACACGUUCAGGCAUGUCGCGCUCUGAUGAUCAUCUCUUUGCUACUGGGCCUGUUUUCUAUCAUUGUAUCAAUCCUGGGGCUAAAAUGCAUUUCAGUGGGUAGUGCUUCGGAUGCAGCCAAGGCCAAAAUUGCUGUCACAGGCGGUAUUCUGUCCAUCCUCGGCGGUCUGUGCACAAUGGUAGCCAUAUCCUGGUAUGCUACUCGCAUUGUGGAGGAAUUCAACAACCCUUUUUAUGGAGGCAUCAAGUUUGAGCUGGGUACUGGUCUGUAUAUUGGCUGGGCCGGAGGAAGCCUGGCUAUUCUGGGCGGAGCUUUACUGACCUGUGCUUGUAAGAGGGCCUCUUCAGGAUCAAAAGGGACGUACUAUUCCAGUGCACCGAAGAAGAUCUACAAAUCUGCACCAACAACUGAGUCAGAGACAGGAAGAGCUUAUGUCUGA
Molecule: messenger RNA, 657 nt
Organism: Chanos chanos (milkfish)
Lineage: Eukaryota; Metazoa; Chordata; Actinopteri; Gonorynchiformes; Chanidae
Gene: cldn15la
Product: claudin 15-like a
Exons: 5
Coding region: 1-657 (218 amino acids)
Cellular component (GO): bicellular tight junction; membrane
Molecular function (GO): structural molecule activity
Source: RefSeq, a predicted model, not a curated record